AUGGAGAUCCAUCAUGCCCACCUGGCUGUUGAAUACGAAGUCGAAAAUUUGGAUGAUUCCAGUGAGAUCGAAGACUCCGACGACCCCUGUGAUAUUGACGACCCCCAGACCAUUGGAGAUCCCGACGAAAUCGACCAAAUUGAGAUUGCGGCGCUACCCCAAACACAGCCAAAGUCGUUUACUGGUAUCGAGGAUCCAACCAUCACCGAGAAGCGACGCAGGGCCAAACGGCAGCAUGCUACAUACAUCAGAUGGAUAGAGAAAAUGACAAGGGAACAGAAGGAGGCUCUUCGCCAGUACAGGAGAGUGAACAACCGAGACUGGCGAGCCAGACAUGUCGAGCGUAUCAAGUCUGACGAAUACCGGGCCAAGAUGCGAGAGUAA
This is a messenger RNA of Aspergillus puulaauensis, 384 nucleotides long. RefSeq lists its product as uncharacterized. NCBI's taxonomy places the organism in Eukaryota, Fungi, Ascomycota, Eurotiomycetes, Eurotiales, Aspergillaceae. The record is from RefSeq and is a predicted model, not a curated record. The coding region runs from base 1 to 384 and encodes 127 amino acids. The transcript has 2 exons.